AUCAGUCAGUCACUUGAUAAACAGCGUGAGAGGUGGUUGUGUUCUCGUCGCGCGUGCCCGACAUUCACGCGUACAACUGGGUCACGAGGUCUGUUUACGUGUUGACAAGGAAAUCUGAUUUACUCAGUGUGGUGAAUGAUUAUAGUGACUGUGGUUACAAAUAUUUAGUGUAAUAACAAAACGGCGGCGCUUUUGAUGUGUACGUGAUGUGUGCGUGAGCGCAGCGCAUGACGUGCUACGAAACGUUGAGAGCUUCGGCACCCGCGGCGGACGCCCCCAUGGCGCACCACUUCGUCAAGUGGUGGCGCAACAAGUUUAGAAAUGGAUAUAAGAAAUUUAGCAUUGGAACAGAAAGUGAGCGCACGGAUACAGAGGAAUUGGUCGGGAGGGCCGCUUCCCAAUGCUCGGCACCUCCAGAUUUGUUGCCAAGUGAAGCGCGCGCCCUCCUCCAGCCUGCCACUCCGCCUCCAGUACCAGUGAGGAACUCUGAACCUUGCUCAAAGAGAAUAUCAUCGCCCGUGCAGAAUGCGGACUGCAAUGAAAAUAAACAGCCAAGACUCCGCUUCGAGGAGUUAACUUGUGACGUUGAGCUGCAACAUCCGCAAUCUUCAAAACAACAACCGCUACAGUUUUCCUUUACGCUGUAUGAUCUUGAUGGGCAUGGACGGAUGACUAAAGAUGAUAUAGCUGGAAUUGUAUCCACAAUAUAUGAAUCCCUUGGAAAGUCUGUCACAGUUCCUCAUUAUGGAUCUAAAACUAUACAAGUACGAUUGACAGUAGUCCCUGAAGAUGGACAACCUCGCAGUCAAAGGGAGAAAAGGGACGCCAGACGAAGACGGCGACGCGAACAAGCAACGGUUAACACGAGCGCUCCCCCAGAUUGUGCCGAACAUAGUGAGGAAGAACAGCAUGAAAGAUUAUCACAUGAGGAAGAUGCGUCAUCAAAGUCGUCAUGUUCGGAUCGAAAGCCCCCUCCGCAAAGGCCUGCACCCAUUUUACGGCAGAGACAUCACCGACAUCCGCGGAGAGAACAUCGAGAACGCAAAUAUACAAAGAAACGUUCGGGGAGUCUACAGAGGCGCGAAUUACUGGAAAUCAUUCAGGCCAAUAUGGAAAAAAAUCACCUGAGUUUUCAAGCAUCAAGAAAGCCCAGCGAUCCAUCCGCCUAUGAAGACGACAUUAGUAGUAAAUAUCAGAAGAUUCGAAACAGAUCUCAUACUGUGAAUGAAAAAUCUCAUACUUAUCAUAAAGUGAAAACAGAAAACACAGGAAAUGGAUAUUUGGAUCUUGCUAGUGGUGGCGAUUCAAACUUGUGCAGAUACGAUAGAUAUUUGCAUGCCGUUAUAUGUUCUUCAGCGAAACAUGCACAUACGGGUUAUCAUCAAAAGCAAACUGCACCGUCACGACACACGCGCGCGUCCCAUCCUGCGAACCCGCGGUCUCGCUCCCACGACCUUUCCUCACAGACGCAGCAACCGAGAGUACUCCAAAUAAUAUUCUUAUAGAACUCAAUAAAGGGCGAGCUAUAAACAGCUCUGUCCUUUCGUGUUAUCAGUGAAUCGGACAAUUGUGGUUACCAAGUAGGUAUUAUGAAGUAUUGUCGAAGUUACUUGUGUGAAAAGAAAUAUGACAAUCUUUUUGUGAGUUAUGACAACAAUAAUAAAUUAAGAAAAUCAAUUAGCAUUCCACAUGAUUACUUCACUUAUAGCUGUAGCUUUAGUAUUUAUUUAACUGAUAGACUCAAAUAAGGUCUGUAUUUAUUACAAAUUAACAAUUGUACUAAAUUAAAAUGUACAUUGAAAGUUGCUAGAAUGUUAGCUUCUCUUGAAAAGUUAUUUAUUUUUUGAGCAUUUAAGAAAAGUGCCUUAUAAUCAUUGGUCUUUCUUCACGAAUGUCAUCAUAAUGUAUUUUUUAGUAUUAAGAUUUUAAAGCAGUAUAAAUGCAAUGCUCAUUUGAAUAAUGGUGGCCAUACACCAUACUUCCUAUCGUCCAUUCGGCAUGACGCUACCGAUUGGAUCAGUUAGAACUGACCGUGUGUGGGAAUAGAUUGGCAUUAUUUGGCAUGAUAGUUAUACUUGACGGAACAAUCGAAUUUCGAUUCUUUUAGCUUGAUCAUUGCGAUUGAAUCAUGUCGAUUGGACCGUGUAUGGCGGUAUGCGAUCAUCACUUCAGUCUGGUCAAGAUUUUUCGUCCAAGCUAAAUAAAGCAUAGGCGCUUCGCUCGCUUGGUCGAUAAAUAUGAACGUAUAUGGAUGUUUAGAUGUCAACGGUUACGGAUUUGGAUAAGAUUUGUUUGGGAGAUAGAUGAAGUACCAGAUUACUUAACACAUUGGGUACUUCUCAUUAAAAAGGUAUAUAUAUAACAACAAUCUUCCCGGCAUACAAUCCUUUUUUUGUUUCAUUUUUACGAAUAAAACGCCCAAAACGGCUAAAACAUCGUCGUCUGUCACCGGUGACGCCAUGGCUUCAACUGAACGUUGCUGCCGAUUGGACAAUUCAAACGUUGUGUGUGUGGUCUCUAUGGACAAACUGCAGAUUGGAUCAAGCUGCAGCGUCAUGCCGAUUGGACGAUAGAAAGUAUGGUGUAUGGCCAGCAUUAUGUACUUUUUGUAUACUUGUAUUAUAAGACUCGUUUAAGAGUUAUAGACUGACUUUAGUUAUAGGUGUUAGGUGCUUUAUUAGAGAUGUGUAAAUUAUUGUUAAAAUUUGUUACAUUACUGUAUGUACUUAAAGCUGCUCUCUUUACUAACUAAUUAUUGAAUCAUAAUGUAAAAAAGCAGCAUAUUUAAAUAUUACUAUUACCAUUAUCAGUAUUCAUUCUUGUUAAGAAUCUCAUUUCUAAAACUUUCAUCUACCUCUAAUUUUUAAUAGAUAAUUAAGAUUAAUUUAUUAUAAUUCCUUAGAAGAGUCCUAAAACGUUUUGUUAGCUGUAUUUGUGAUAAAAAACGGUGAAAUAAAGUUAUGUAAAUUAACAUCAAAUUGUCAAUUUUGUAAACCAUACAUGUAAAAGUGUUUAAGUGCUUGAUCUUGUCAAAAAUAUUUAUUGUCGAUAUAGAAAAUUAAUUGAA
This is a messenger RNA of Colias croceus (clouded yellow), 3067 nucleotides long. RefSeq names its product protein naked cuticle homolog (gene nkd). Bases 228 to 1505 code for a protein of 425 amino acids. Gene Ontology annotation, cellular component: cytoplasm. Lineage: Eukaryota; Metazoa; Arthropoda; Insecta; Lepidoptera; Pieridae. The record is from RefSeq and is a predicted model, not a curated record. The transcript has 5 exons. Gene Ontology annotation, biological process: negative regulation of Wnt signaling pathway. Gene Ontology annotation, molecular function: calcium ion binding.